GUAGAGCGCGGCGCGGCGCGGCCGAGGGGCGCCCGGGACUGCGCGGGGCGGGCGGCGGCGGAGGGAGGAGGGGAGAGAGGCGGGGCCGGGGCGGGUUGUUGUGAGGCGACUGCGCUACUGCCGGAGCGGGGCGGUCAUGGCGGCUCCAUAUUAACAGCCUCCUCCUCCUCCGCCGCCGCCGCCGUCGUCUCCUCCUCCUCCUCCUUUCCCUCCCGCCCGCGCUCUAAGCCAUCUCCCCCUUCACCCUGACGCCUACCUCUUUCCCUCACCUUUCCCCCUCCCCUGUUCUACCAUGCCCGGCAUGAUGGAGAAAGGGCCCGAGUUACUGGGGAAGAACCGAUCGGCCAACGGCAGCGCCAAGAGCCCGGCAGGCGGCGGCGGCAGCGUUGCCUCGUCCACCAACGGCGGGCUGCACUACUCAGAGCCCGAGAGCGGCUGCAGCAGCGACGACGAGCACGAUGUUGGGAUGAGAGUCGGAGCCGAAUACCAAGCUCGGAUCCCUGAAUUUGAUCCAGGUGCUACAAAGUACACAGAUAAAGACAAUGGAGGGAUGCUUGUAUGGUCUCCAUAUCACAGUAUCCCAGAUGCCAAAUGCCCAUGAAGAAUGAAAAAACCUAGGAUCUGAUGGCAUUGCUGCUUAAAUCCUCAAGCAGGGGAGGGAGUUACUAUGUAGACAUCUGCCCAGGCUUUUCCUCAGUAUAUGGAGCGGUAAAGACAUGCCUUCAAACUUCAAAGAGCCCACUAUCAUUACCAUUUUAAAGAGGAAAGGGGAAAGAACUGACUUCAGCAGCCAUCAGGUCAUCUUUGUGCUCUCCAUUUCUGGACGGAGACCUUCUGGAUCAUUGACCAUGCACUUCUUGAAUCAUGGUGUGGCUUUAGACUUCAAUGUGAUGUAGCGGACCUGAUCCUUUGCGGCACAUCAGAUAUAGGAAACGUGCAGUGGAUGAAUACAUUGCAAUUGCAAAGGAAAAGCAUGGCUACAAUGUGGAACAGGCACUUGGCAUGUUGUUCUGGCAUAAACAUAACAUUGAGAAGUCCCUUGCUGAUCUCCCUAAUUUCACUCCCUUUCCGGAUGAGUGGACAGUGGAAGAUAAAGUCCUAUUUGAACAAGCCUUUAGUUUUCAUGGAAAGAGCUUUCACAGGAUUCAGCAAAUGCUUCCAGAUAAGACAAUUGCAAGCCUUGUAAAAUAUUACUAUUCUUGGAAAAAAACUCGCUCUAGGACAAGUUUGAUGGACCGCCAGGCUCGUAAACUAGCUAAUAGACAUAAUCAGGGUGACAGUGAUGAUGAUGUAGAAGAAACACAUCCAAUGGAUGGGAAUGAUAGUGAUUAUGAUCCCAAAAAAGAAGCCAAAAAAGAGGGUAAUACUGAACAACCUGUCCAAACUAGCAAGAUUGGACUUGGAAGAAGAGAGUAUCAGAGUUUACAACAUCGCCAUCAUUCUCAGCGUUCUAAGUGCCGUCCACCUAAGGGCAUGUAUUUAACCCAGGAAGAUGUGGUAGCAGUUUCCUGUAGUCCCAAUGCAGCCAACACCAUCCUGAGGCAACUGGACAUGGAGUUGAUCUCUCUAAAACGUCAGGUUCAGAAUGCUAAGCAAGUAAACAGUGCACUUAAACAGAAAAUGGAAGGUGGAAUUGAAGAAUUCAAACCUCCUGAGUCAAAUCAGAAAAUUAAUGCCCGUUGGACCACAGAGGAGCAGCUUCUAGCAGUGCAAGGUGUCCGCAAAUAUGGUAAAGAUUUUCAAGCUAUUGCAGAUGUAAUUGGCAACAAGACUGUUGGCCAAGUGAAGAACUUCUUUGUAAACUACAGGCGUCGGUUUAACUUAGAGGAGGUAUUGCAGGAGUGGGAAGCAGAACAAGGAACCCAGGCUUCUAAUGGUGAUGCUUCUACUUUAGGGGAGGAGACAAAAAGUGCUUCUAAUGUGCCAUCAGGGAAGAGCACUGAUGAAGAAGAGGAGGCACAGACCCCACAGGCUCCUCGGACACUGGGUCCAUCACCUCCUGCCCCAUCAUCCACUCCAACACCAACAGCCCCUAUUGCCACUCUGAACCAGCCUCCACCACUUCUUCGUCCAACACUGCCUGCUGCCCCCGCUCUUCACCGGCAGCCUCCUCCACUCCAGCAGCAGGCUCGGUUCAUCCAGCCCCGGCCAACUUUAAAUCAGCCUCCACCACCUCUUAUUCGCCCUGCUAAUUCUAUGCCACCCCGUCUAAACCCAAGACCGGUGUUGUCCACGGUUGGUGGUCAACAGCCACCAUCACUUAUUGGAAUUCAGACAGAUUCACAGUCCUCACUGCACUAAAAAUUAAAUUGGACACAGCUGCAGUAACUUUUCACCCCAUCAUUAUACCAGUGCUCAUCUGACUGAUGAAAACGAGGAAAGAAUAAUCAUUUCUAGAUACUGAGGCUGCGAACUAGUUCUGUGGCAGUGGACUAGCAUAAGUGGAUGUCUGAGAAAUUUUUCAGUUCACUAGACUAAAAUGCUAUACAACAAAAAGCCUCCAGUUAGCCUCCUUUCUACAGUAUAUGUUCAGCAAUGUUGAUCUCAUAAAAGGAAAAAAAAAAAAGAUUUAAGUAUUCUAUAUACCAAGUUUUUGUUUUGUUUUUACUGUAUUUAUUUUAUUGAGGUUCUUUAUAUUCCUGCCUCUUCAUAGUCAAGGCUCUUAGUACAGGAAUAUUGACUUAGGAAUUGUGAAAACUCCUUAAAUUUCUUAAGUUAAGGAUGUUUGGCUUUUUUCUUUAAUUUAAUUUUUUAAAAACCAUUUUCCUAUGUUAGGAGUGCAAGAAUAGCCAGCAUUUCAGAUUUUGACAUAUGUUCAUUUUAUGCAUAUUUAAGAAAUUAUAGCUGCAUAUCCCUUCUUUCAAAAAAUGUUGCUUUUUUUCUAAAGGAAUUUUAAUAUGUUCCUUUAAAAGAAAGCAAUUUAAUCAAUUGCAAAGCAAUUAUAUAAAACCACAAAGAAUGUACUGAACCUACUAACCCUUUAACAUACAGUUUAGGGUCCUAGCACAGAGUCCUUGUUUAAAGGUCAUUGACUCAUCAUCUAUCAGUAAUGAGAGGAUUGGAAGAAUAAUUUUGCAUACAAAUGAGGACUUAAUUUGAUGAAAUAUAAUCUCUUUAAGUUCCUUGAAAAUGGAGUUGGUUUUUUUUGUUUCUAAAUGCUAUCUGCUUUUAACUAGUAGUUGCCUACAUCUGGGGACUUCAGAGAAGAAUUAUAUUUUGUUAGUUAUGUAGACACAGUGGUUAUGGAAGCAUUUCUUUACAGUACCCUUUUCGUGUUUGGUUUCUGAACUUAAAAUUGCCCUCAUACUUAAUAAUAUGGUCUGCAUUUAAUAUGAAAGGUGUUUUCUUGAUAAAUCUGUUGUACUAUUUGGAUACAUUUGUGUAUUCCUUGCAGCCAACCUGUAUUCGUGGGAUUGGUUUAGGGUUAAAUCAUCAACACUAUUUCAUAAAAUAAAUUUAAGAAUUUGUUCUGUAUUAUCUAAAGAUGUAUCAGUAUAUUGUCACAGUUGUGCUGUUAACUAAAAAUGCUGAGACCCCUUUUUAUAGAAAAACAAAAAGACAUCAAGUCUUCUUAAUUCAACCCAUAAUCAUUAAGUACUUAACAAAGAAUAUUUUACAAGUGAUAGUAUUUCAACAAUGUGUAAUUAAUAUUUUUGAUACAGUGAUUUCAUAUUGGAAUCAUUAUUUGUGCAAAGGGACAGACAGAUCACUUAGAUUGCUAUACUAGUGGACAUAGGCUAAAUGUUUGCACAUUCACAUUCUUAUCACGUGUAGAAUACUUCACAAAAUAGUCAACAUCUAAGGCCCUAAUUUAUGUUUUGAAAGAUCAUGUGUUCCCAAAAUACUCCCUAUCAUUGUCUCCACAGCCUUAAAGUGCUAUAGAUUUAAAUUCAUUGAUUAGUUUUCAUUUUUAAUUUUAGACUGCUUCUUUCCAUAAAUACCCUAUGUACUGGCAUAUCUGAAACUCUUUUUCCAGGUUAGGUCCUUUUCUUUCUCAUUGAAUCAUCUUAGAUAGUUCUUGGCCCUGAAUUUAGCUGAUUUAAAAUUCUUAAUAUUCAAGAAUUUAUACUUAUUUUUUCUUUAAAAGCCACAGGGGACAGUUAUAUAUCUUAAAAUAUCUAAAGCAUUUUUUAGAGCGCUUACAUUGUCUUACGUAUGUGCAUACUAUACCUUUACAGCGUUUAUUGUCUUGUCUCUUGUCAGUAGACCUUCAGUACACAGUAUGUGGGAUAUGUCAGUCAAGUUGGUCAGCACCAGCAUCUGUCCAGCUGUUCAGUAUAUUGUGAUUCAUUAAAAAAUCUGUUCUAUCCCAGACAUGGGCCAAGGUGCUGUAUCUGAGGGAUGUGCUGUAAUUUGAUUUACAUGCAUUAGAGCACACAGUAGAAAAACCUUAGCUUCAUUGGUAAUAUGACACAUGUAUAUAGUGAGAUGUCUUUAUUGUGUGCUUUGCAUAUUUUGUAAAUAUUUUGCACGUCAUUAUUUUUCUUUUUUGUUUAAGCAGUGUUUGGCCUGGAAGAGUGAUAUGCUUGCUGCUUAAUCAAAGGAUUAAAGAUUUAAAGAUGUCUAUGUCUUCUAUUUUUAUAUAAUUUCAUGUUCUAUGAGGAAUUUAGUACCUCUUCACUGUGAAAUUCGAAAUAAUGAUUUUUAUAAAAGCAAAACUAGAAAUCUUUUAAUGACAAUUUUCAUUAAUUUCAGGGUUAUCAUUUUUGAAAAAUCUACACCAAAGUGGUUUUUUAAAAUUACAUAACUAAAAAUAAAUCACACUGUGGAUACAUCUUAUAAAACUAA
Molecule: messenger RNA, 4788 nt
Organism: Nomascus leucogenys (northern white-cheeked gibbon)
Lineage: Eukaryota; Metazoa; Chordata; Mammalia; Primates; Hylobatidae
Gene: RCOR3
Product: REST corepressor 3
Exons: 13
Coding region: 1003-2301 (432 amino acids)
Biological process (GO): regulation of transcription by RNA polymerase II; negative regulation of DNA-templated transcription
Cellular component (GO): transcription regulator complex; histone deacetylase complex
Molecular function (GO): transcription corepressor activity
Source: RefSeq, a predicted model, not a curated record